CUCUAGCCGCCAAUUGAUUCAUCGUCCGUUUUGGACACGGGGAAGAGUGCAACUUGAACACGGAUACAAAACAAAGGCCGCCAAUGUGCGGUAGCAAUUUGUCGCAGAGACGAACCUGGUCCUCCUCCCCCUCCUCCUCUGGGAUCGCGUACAGAAGCAGCAAUGACUUUCCCCAACCCCGAGCUCAGGCGACAAGUCCUUUCCAUCUAUAAAGAGCUCCUCUACCUAGGAAGGGAGUACCCCUUAGGAUACGACUACUUCCGCCCUCGCCUUCGCGGCGCCUUCAAAGCCAAUGCCGGCUUGCGCGACGAAGAAGACAUUCGCCGCGGUAUCGAGCGCGCCCACUACGUCAAGAAGGAGAUCGAAGCACUGUACUAUCUCAAACGAUACCGCACCCUUAGGAAACGAUAUGUACCAGGGGCCUGAGCCCUGAGCCCUGAGCCCUGAGCCCUGAGCCCUGAGGCCCCGAACCAAGCCGAGGGA
Sodiomyces alkalinus F11 is the source of this 483-nucleotide messenger RNA. RefSeq lists its product as hypothetical. Gene Ontology annotation, biological process: respiratory electron transport chain. The record is from RefSeq and is a predicted model, not a curated record. The coding region runs from base 163 to 426 and encodes 87 amino acids. The transcript is spliced from 4 exons. NCBI's taxonomy places the organism in Eukaryota, Fungi, Ascomycota, Sordariomycetes, Glomerellales, Plectosphaerellaceae. Gene Ontology annotation, cellular component: mitochondrion.